AGUCUUGGUGGCUGCGGACGAUCAGGAUAGAAGCGAAUAUCGUCAUGUGGCAGUAUCGGACGAUCGGCCUUUUGGCCUUACUGCUUGCAGCAUGCGUCCAAGCGCGAGAAAUCGAAUUAUUGCGAUCGAAGCGUGGCGGCGAAGGAGCCUCCGCUUUCAGCAGCGCCAGCAGUUCGGCAAGCGCCAGUUCGUACGGCGGUGGUAGCAGCUUCUCCAAAUCCGAUUCUAAGGCUACCGGCAGUGCCUCGGCAGGUGCUCAAUCUUCGGCAUUGGCGAAUGCCGGUGCAUAUGGUGGCGGUUUAGGAGGCGGUGGCGGCGGAGGAGGAGGUGGUGCCGGAGGUGGCGGUCACGGUGGAUUUGGCGGCGGUCAUGGAAGUAGCGGUAGCGGUGGAUUUGGCGGUGGUCACGGAGGUGCCGGUGGAUUCGGCGGUGGUCAAGGAGCCGGUGGCGGACACGGUGGUGGUGGAGGUGGCGGUGCCGGUAGCGGUGGAUUCGGCGGUGGUCCCGGAGGUAGCGGUGGACACGGUGGAUUCGGCGGUGGUCCCGGGGGUGGACACGGUGGUGGCGGAGGUGGCGGUGCCGGUAGCGGUGGAUUCGGUGGCGGUCCUGGGGGUGGACACGGUAGCGGAGGCGGAUACGGAGGCGCUGGUGCUGGUAGCGGCGGAUACGGAGGUGCAGGUGGACACGGAGGUGGCCUAGGUGGUGGCGCUGGACAGGGAGGUGGAUACGGAGGUGCUGGUAGCGGUGCUGGUAGCGGUGGAUACGGAGGUGGCGGUGCUGGUAGCGGCGGGUACGGAGGUGCAGGUGGACACGGAGGUGGCUCAGGUGGUGGUGCUGGACACGGAAGUGCUGGUAGCGGUGCUGGUAGCGGUGGAUACGGAGGUGGCGGUGCUGGUAACGGCGGGUACGGAGGUGCAGAUGGACACGGAGGUGGCUCAGGUGGUGGCGCUGGACACGGAGGUGGCUCAGGUGGUGGCGCUGGACACGGAGGUGGCUCAAGUGGUGGCGCUGGACACGGAGGUGGAUACGGAGGUGCGGGUAGCGGUACUGGUAGCGGUGGAUACGGAGGUUCCGGUGGACAUGGAGGUGGCGGUGGUAGCGGUGGUUACGGCAGUGGCGGCGCAGACGGUGUUAGUAAAAUAAGUGGUGGAGGUGGAGGUUACGGCGGGUCGGGCGCCGGAGGAUACGGAGGGGCCGGUGCUGGCGCCGGAGGAUACGGAGGAGCUGGUUCCGGGGCCGGAGGUCACGGUGGCGGCGGCCCCGGAGGAUACGGUAGUGCCGGAGGUAGUGGUGGUGGUGGUGGGGGUUAUGGCGGGGCUGGCUCCGGUGCGGGUGGUUACGGAGGUGGCCAUGGUGCGGGAGGUGGAUCUGGCGGAGGUGAUGGCCACGGAGGCGGUUUGGGUGGAGGCUUAGGCGGUGGCCAUGGCGGAGCAGGCGGAGGUGGUCACGGAGGAGGAGGUUUUGGUGGUGGCGGAUGUGAUACCGGAAGAUGCGGAGGAGGCGGUGGCAGCGGAGCCAACGCUAAUGCUCAUGCUAGCGCCAGCGCGAAUGCGAACGCCGGCGCCGGCGGUGGUUACGGAGGUCACGGAGGUCACGGAGGUCACGGACCAGAUUUAUUCUCUCGUAUCGCUGAGGACGACGUGAGCCAGAGCGGUACCGUCGACAAUGCCAAAGGUGUUUACAGCAGCAGCGCGGCGAACAUAGACAGCAGCGGCAAAGGCACCUACGCCGUCAAAGCCGGAAAAAUCACGUAAAGUCGCGCUUACGCGAGUAUGAAGACGCGCGGGGUCGACGAAUAUUCGAAUUUUCCAGAUUGGAUGUCGCUCAAAGAUACCUCUCGGACGAUUGGAGAACACAGAUGUGAUUGAUUACAAUCGUACAUCUUAAUGCACAAAAUGCAGCAAUAAGGUCUACGCUUUAUUUAUUUCGUAAUCACCGGAAAUGAGAUGUGACGUCUGAAAAUAAAAUUAUGGAAUUGUAUAUAAUAAUAA
This is a messenger RNA of Dinoponera quadriceps, 1991 nucleotides long. Its product is annotated as glycine-rich cell wall structural protein. NCBI's taxonomy places the organism in Eukaryota, Metazoa, Arthropoda, Insecta, Hymenoptera, Formicidae. The record is from RefSeq and is a predicted model, not a curated record. The transcript has 6 exons. The coding region runs from base 45 to 1754 and encodes 569 amino acids.